Molecule: messenger RNA, 6228 nt
Organism: Rhincodon typus (whale shark)
Lineage: Eukaryota; Metazoa; Chordata; Chondrichthyes; Orectolobiformes; Rhincodontidae
Gene: rufy3
Product: RUN and FYVE domain containing 3
Exons: 19
Coding region: 2170-4188 (672 amino acids)
Biological process (GO): regulation of axonogenesis
Cellular component (GO): cytoplasm
Source: RefSeq, a predicted model, not a curated record
CUAGAGCUUUUUCCCUCCUUUUAAAAAGGGAUGAUGCAACUGAAAUGCUGUAAUUGUGUAGGCAAAUCAGUACUAGAGUCAUUGAGGUCUACAGCUCAGAAAAAGACCCUUCAGCCUAUCAGAUUUUCACUGGUCAAAAACAAGCACUUGACUAUUCUAAUCUGAUUUUACAGCAUGCAAGCCAUAGCUCUGUUUGCCUUGUAGAAUUGACUGCAGCAUGUAUGUUUCUCCUAGUUUGGUUAAAUAUAUAGCUCCUGGAGUUAUAGAUUUUUAAGUGACCAGAGUUUGUUGCUAAUCCACAAUUGCCCUUGAACAGAGUGUCUUGUCUUGUUCAGCCAUUUCAGAGGGCAGUGAGAGUCAACAUGCUGCUGUGAGCCAGACCAGGUAAAGACAGCCGAUUUCCUUCCCUAGAGGCUAUGAGGGAACCAGCAGGGUUUUUGUGUGACAUACCUCUGUUUACAUUUUCACAUAAUUCUACCUCAAUUAAUCAUGUUACAUCUGGUGGCUAGAGUUUUCUUAAGGAAAGGGUUACUGAACCAAAGCAGAUAUAAGGACACUGACCGGAAUUGGUGCCAUUGAGUGACAGAACAAGGCCGAGAGGCCUCCAGUUGUGUUGGAGAAUUUUGCAGCACAGAAAGGAGGCCGUUCUCCCCAUCAUGCCCCUGAAAGACUUUAGUCCCAUUUCCUGGCUCCGCAUCUCUGUACUUACUCUUUAAAUAUUAAUAUAAUUCCCUUUUAUAAAUGUUGCUAUUGAAUUUCAUCACCUUUUCAAAUUGCAACGAGUUGAAUAAAUAACUUCUCUUUUUCCACUGUCUUGCCAAUGGUCUCCAGUCUAUGUCCUAUGUUAAAUGGCCCUUCCCCCUGUCAGUUUCUCUCUAGCUUCUCUAUCAGAAGCUGUCACAAUUUUCAACUGAAGUCACCUUUUAACCUUGUUGCUCUAAGAAAGACAAUCCUGGGUUCUCUUGUCUCUCUGCACUCACUGAAGAUCCAUGUCCCUUCCUAGUAAAUCUUCUGUGCACCCCUACUUGCCAGGGUGCUCCCUACAGUGCAACCUAACCAGUGUAUUAUCAAGACUUACCAAAGCUGACACACUUUUAAAUUAAUCCCAACUUUCUGUUGAAGGUCCAGGGUUCUUUUUUAAUUGUGUCCUCAGUUUCAGAGGUUUGUUGUACAUUAAUGUCCAGGUCUCUCGUGCUCUCUCUGUUUCUUUGCACCCCCUUUUAAAGCUAAUCCAUCCAGUUUAUAGUCUCCAACCUCGUUCAUGACUGAAAUGAAUUAUUUCACACUUCUGGAAUCUGCAAAAUAUCUGCUGAUUUCACCAUUGACCUCCCAAAGUAUUUCUAUCCUCAGCAUUUGCUAUCUGCCAACGUUGAAAAUGUGCCCUUUUAUACUCCAGUGCAGGUUUGUAAUUUUCUGUGACAUGAGAGUUGAGUUCAGUGGCACAACCUUCUUCAAAAUUAUCCAUGGCCUCAUUCUCUGUUGGGACUGCAUCAGGCAGCGGUAGGGUCUCUGUGUGUGUGUGUGUGUGUGUGUGUUUUUGUCAUUAAUUGAGACUGAGCUAAGGGGAUGGAGACAGGAGGCUGUAAGCACCAAUGGUACUGUCUGUUGCAGUGUUCCAGAGCUGUGUCAGGGAUUGUUUAUGCAUUUAUAGGUCUGAUGUCAUGUGAUGCUGAAUUUUCACUACAGGCUUUGCAUUUUGCCAGCCAUUUUGGUCUACACCCAACCUGCGCAGGGAGGGAGCUGUUCUUCGAUGCUUGAGAAUGGUAUUUUGUGAAUCACCAGUUAGCAGAGAGCUCCAUUUAAACAGGUGCUGAAACAUCCCCUCUACUUUUGGAACCUUCAUCUCCCAGAUUGCCUCCUUGCUGGGGAUCUGCAGCUGGACUAAAUCUUGAGGAUUUGCAGAAAAUAAGCUUCUCCUUUUGCCUGUGUUGCUAUCCCAGAGGGAUAUUUUAUAUAUAAGAGAGAGGGAGAUCGGUCUCUGAUUACAACGUGCCCUUGCUAUUGAGGCUGUUUCUGGGUCUCUGCAGUGUCAGCACAAACACCCUUUCUCUCUCUCCCUCUCUCUCUCUCUCUCUCUCUGUCUUUCUCUCUGUGCACCGUGAUCCCUUCCUACAAAGCCAGCCUUUCUGCUGCAGGAUUUACUUUCACCUUCCAGUCAGCUGGCUCAUCAUGUCUGACCUGACUCCCCAGAGUGAUGCUCCAACACCCACUACAGACAAGAUCACCCAGGCUGCCAGAGAGACCAUCUACCUGUGCAACUUCCGCGUCUCGGUGGAUGGAGAGUGGCUGUGUUUGCGGGAAUUGAAUGAUAUCUCCCUUACACCUGACCCAGAGCCUACCCAUGAAGACUCUUGGGAGGAUUUAACGGUUUGGGUGGAUCAGAUACUUGAGGAAGCAGAAGACCCCAAAGACCCCAUUGCAAUUGAGCGGUUGAAUUUAAUGAACAUGGCGAAACUCAGCAUCAAGGGUCUCAUUGAGUCAGCGUUAAACCUGGGACGGUCACUGGAUUCUGACUAUGCUCCUCUGCAGCAGUUUUUUGCGGUUAUGGAACACUGCCUGAAACAUGGCCUUAAAGUUAAGAAAACGUUCCUGGGGCAGAACAAGUCGUUCUGGGGUGCGUUGGAGGUGGUGGAGAAGCUGUGUCCAGAAGCUGGUGAAAUUACAGUCAGUGUGAAGGACCUCCCAGGUCUAAAGACUCCAGUUGGUAGAGGGAGAGCGUGGUUACGUCUGGCUCUGAUGCAGAAGAAGUUGUCGGAUUAUAUGAAGGCGUUAAUUAAUCGGAAGGAUCUGCUCAGUGAGUUCUAUGAAACCAACGCUCUGAUGAUGGAAGAGGAAGGAGCAGUGAUUGCUGGGCUCCUGGUUGGGCUGAAUGUCAUCGAUGUCAAUCUUUGUAUGAAGGGCGAAGAUCUCGAUACCCAGGUGGGAGUGAUUGACUUCUCACUGUAUUUGAAGGAUGGGGCCCACAGCAGUAAAAGUGCCGAGGGGGAUGGGCAUAUUACUGCCAUUUUGGACCAAAAAAACUACGUGGAAGAACUCAAUCGACACCUAAGUGCAACUGUAAAUAAUCUCCAAGCAAAAGUGGAUGCCUUGGAGAAAUCGAACACAAAGCUUACCGAAGAGCUUGCAGUAGCGAACAACCGCAUCAUCACCUUACAGGAAGAGACUGAACGAAUUAAGGAAAAUGCCUUUUACUGUGACUCCACUCGGAAGAAGAUGGAAGUGGGAAAGCCAGAUGGGAAUGCGGAGGGACUGGUCCCUAGACCCUCCCGCCAGGGAACAGAUGAUGUCCACACUGAGACCAGAAAACAACUGAAGGAGGAGACACAGCUCCGGCUGGAGGUUGAGAAAGAGUUGGAGGUUCAGAUUGGUAUGAAACAAGAGAUGGAGCUAGCCAUGAAAAUGCUGGAAAAAGACAUCUGUGACAAACAAGAUGUGUUGGUAACGUUUCGACAGCAGCUGGAUGAUGUCCAAGCUCUCAACCAUGAGCUCUCUCAAAAGCUUCAGGGCUCUGAUAACGUGAUUAGACAGAAGAAUGAAAUCAUUACUCGUUUGGAGGAGAAAGCAAACCAGAUGAGCUGUACAAUUAAGCAGCUGGAGCGAAGAUUGCAACAGACACAACACAACUGGCAUAUGGCCGAGGAAGCUAACCACCUCUUCAAGCAGGAGUUUGGCGAGAAGAUCAUCAGUCUUCAGAACGAAGUGGAUUGGCUUUCAAAGCAACGUUCCCAGUUGCAAAUGGAUUUGAAGGAGCAGAGAUUGGGUUUACACAGUGAUUCUGUUUGUGAUAACAACGUGGAACAACUCAAAAGAAAUCUACAACAAAUGGCCAAUAUGCAGAAGGAAUUGGAACAACUUCGGGAAGAAAACAGGAGACUCCAGAAAGCAGGAAAGGAUAAACCUUCAAAUGGAACACACCAACGCAGGAGGUCAAGCACAAAUACAGUAACAGAAGCAGAAAAGGAACCUGACUGGUCAGUACUGGAAAAGCAGAAUACAAUUUGCAAACUCUGUCAAGAGGAAGCCUCAGUAACCAGGGAGAAGAAACGCUGCAGCAAUUGUCUUACGAUCGUCUGCAGUCUGUGCGCCAUCCAUGAAUUGCCUCUGCCAUCCUCUAUCCAGCCUGUAUGCGUGUGUAAUCCUUGUCAUGGAGCCUUAUUACAGCAGUACUCAACAACACUUCCAACCUGACACACACACACUGUGGAACAACCUGACUAACUGACAGCUAUUGAUUGAGUGCAGGGGCAAUCGAACCACCUCUCAGCUUUUGUCCUUUUUUUUUUUGUCAUGUGAGGUUAAUGCACAAAUUUGUGUAAAUUCCACUUUUCCCCUGCUGCUAAAAUACCCUCUUUUUUGAUACAAUUCGGAGUGACGCUGUUGCCCACUCAUUAAUGCUAAAGAUGAACUCCCUCUUUUACUGAGACAAUCUACUGAUGCCCAUCAGUAAUUGUGUACUGCAAGUAGCAAUGCUGGACUAAGUUAAAAUAUGGGCAUCUGAAAUCCGUCCAAGAUAUAGCUGGUUAACAUUGUUAAAAGGUGAGGAGACACUGGAUUCUCUCAUUAGUAUUAUCAAAGAGAAGUGCCCCCCCUUUUCUAACAAGGGAGCAAUUAACUUAAAGGGAGACAAAUAACUUAAAUGUUAUUGUCAGUGCCCAUCAACUGACUCAGCCUAUUAAGAUGGUCUUCAUUAGAAAUAGGAGGCUUGAUACUAGUCACAAUGGUCCAACUCAACCUUGGGCUCUGAAGGCUUAAUGGGGAAGACUUACUCCUCUCUGUGCACCUUAGGCUUGGUGCAUUGAGGAGGAUAUAGCUAACCCUUUGAAAACAGACAGCGCUUUUUGGAAAUUUAUGUUCUUGUUUCUUUCUUUGAUCAACACUGAUUUGAGGAGCGUUCUACAAUCAUAAUUUAUGAUUUUGCACAUCAGGGAGAAUAAGUGUUUGUUUGUCUAUCUCUGAGACUACACCAAGCCACAAGGUUAGAGCUGGGAGAGUCCAGGUUGAAUUAAACUGAGACUUGUCAGUUUUUUUUUUGUCACAUGGAGCAGGUUUGCAGACCAACUAGUUUCUAAGGCUAUAACUGGAAUCCCAUUUAACACAAUGUACUUAAAUACAUGGUUCAAACAAAACAAUGUAUUUAUUUAUGUGGCUAAUGUUUCUGUUUUCCAGGAUAUUUUUAAGAAAUGAAUGUACUAGGACUGUUUAUUACAAGAAUAACACUUGUUUGAUUGUGAUAUUUACAGUCAUUGGAUUUCCAUCCAUUAUUAAUAACUUAAUUUUUAUGCCAGUGUACAAGAUGACUAUCUAUAUUCUUAAUGUGACAGUUGUUGCAUUAUCAUCUUUCAAAGAAAUGUGAAUUGUAUUGUGGGGCUGGAGUCUUGUUCUGUGUGAAAGACAACCCCCCCUGAAAUUCCAGUUCAUUCACUGUUGAGGUUCAACUGGAUUUUUUUAAUGUUUUGUCGUUAUCUGAAUUACAAUUUGAAUAAAUUUUUAAUUGUGCACAAAUCUGCAGCGGCCGAAGGUAAAAACACCCCCUUCCAGGCCAAAAUCAAGAUGAUUAUAUAAGUAUAUGUUUAAAGUUCAGUCAUGGGCCAUCAAGGCUGGUAUUUUUCCCUAAUGGCUGUUGCAGACGGUGGUUGUUUUCUGCGUAGUAGAUUGCUCGGAUAGACAGAUGGCAAUAGAAUGAAAUGGAGUGCAGCACUUAUCUUGACCAAAACAGUCUGCUGUUGAACUCAUUAUUCACUAUAGCAUGAACAUUCUACAGCCAUGCUCCAGGAAUUUACCAAACUUACUUAGACAGCCUGGACCCUCCCUGUGACCCAAACCACCAAAAAGCACAAGGGAACAUUUAUAUCCAAGUAUCUCUCUUCUUCACCCUACCCCUACCUUUGGACAUUGUUUCUUCAGUCACCGUUCUGGAAUCACCUUCCUAACAGCUACUGGGAAACAGAAUUAGAAUAGAUGAUUAUUUAAAGACUGACAUAGCCACAAUGGGCUUCCUUAUCCCUGUUGUAAAAAAAAAACUCUCAACUCUACCUUGAUAACUGGAGAAGGGAUACUCUCAGCAGUGUUGUCUACAGUGAGAAUAGUUACUGUUUUCAAAAAGAUCUUUUAAGGUGUUCAAGUCUGAAAUCUGUCAAAUACAAUCCUGUGACAUUAUGUUUCUGAUGGUAAAACAAUGAUUGCGGCAGCUUGAAAUCUGAAAUAAAAACAAAUUGCUGGAGAAACUCA